AUGCGACCAUUGUCGAAUGAAGAAACAGAAAUUGUUUUUAGAAAGUUAGCGCAUUAUAUUGGCGAUCAUGUGAGGUCACUGAUUGAACGAGGAGACGCCGCUUACUGUUUCAGGUUACACAAGGAUCGAGUGUACUAUUGCACCGAUAAGCUGAUGCGGAAAGCAGCUUGUAUAUCGCGAGAGCCAUUGCUCAGCUUUGGUACAUGUCUUGGCAAGUUCACGAAGACGAAGAAAUUUAGAAUGCAUAUCACUGCACUCGAUUAUAUAGCACCUUAUGCCAAAUGUAAAAUAUGGGUGAAACCGAGUGCAGAACAGCAAUUUUUGUACGGUAAUAAUGUACUGAAGUCGGGAAUGAAUCGAAUGACAGAAGGUUCUGGAUCGCACCAAGGAGUUGUUGUGUAUAAUAUGAACGAUUUACCACUUGGAUUUGGAGUUACAGCAAAGAGUACUGCGGAAUGUAAACGCGCUAAUCUAACAGCUAUUGUUGUAUUACAUCAAGCGGAUCUCGGAGAGUAUAUUCGUAAUGAAGCUAUGUUGACUUAA
Cercopithifilaria johnstoni is the source of this 543-nucleotide messenger RNA. The record is from the annotation of a GenBank genome assembly. Lineage: Eukaryota; Metazoa; Nematoda; Chromadorea; Rhabditida; Onchocercidae.